ACGAGGCGUUUUGAGGGAGACACAGGCGCGGCGCCCACUAACGCUGCACCCUAGUUAGGGCGCACCGGAGGAUUUGAGACGCGGCCCGAGAGACAGAAACCCGCUGCUGCGCUUCAUUAGAGCCUCGGUGGGUCUCCAUCAUUCAUCCGUCCCUCAGAGCCGAACCACAGACCCGAUACCGAGCGCACGGAACCGGCUGAUGGACGGAACGCUCGCGCUCUGACGGCGGAAGCUCCACUCGUUCAUCUUCGGCUAGGUUCGGCGCUCCGAUCGCUGUUCGAUCGCUCGCUAUUGUUCGGAUGCGCGACGCUGGGGAUCAAAGAGCCCGAUCGAUUCCCGACCGAACAUGAGUUCUGCUCUCCGCUGGGUUUUAUCGCUGUGCUUCAUCAUCACCAUCAUCGUCAUUCAGCGUGGGGCUCCGUUCCAGGUGGCUUUGCAGGAUGACCACCGGAUGCUGCUGUCGCUGGACGCUGAUGACGUGAGGCCUGAUGCAUCCGUGUAUUCGGUGCGUGUUUCCGGAGAGCCGCACACGCACACGCUGCUAUUCACGCGACCCGCCGACGGUCAGACGCUGCCGCAUCCGCUCCAGUUCAACGCCUCGUACCACGGCCUGUGCUACUCCAUCAGUCUGAUGCUCGGGAACGACAGCCGCGCAUCCAGAGCCGUCAGAACCGUCCCUGUGCUCACCAAGCCUCUUCCUCUAGACAGCAUUGAGAUGUCUGAUUACAGUCCGGCUCCAGAGACCGGCGUGGUGUUUCAGAUCCGUUCUCCUGACAGGAACAUCUACACGAGAGUAAACAUCAGCUACAUGGAGGGCCGACAGCCACGCUACAUGCUGUAUAAAGAUUUCCUCAAAGGGAAGACGGUGUUCAAGCACUGGCUGUCGGGCACGUGUUACACCAACAUCAGCUUCCAGCUGGUCUCAGAGGCCACAGUCAACAGGAGCACGCUGGUGAGCCGCAGCGACGUUACCCAUGAGCCCCUGCGCCACCGCACCGUCCCGAAUCCUCCUCUCAACGUGUCGCUCAAAAUCAUCCACCUCAGCGGUCGAGGAGCGUCCCACAAUGCAUCAGUCCUCCGGCGGGCACGUGACGUCCCUGCGGCUGAAGAACAGGAAGAGGAAGUGAACGGUGUGGAGAUGAGCGUCACGCAGACGCCACUAAACAACGUCACUGUUUAUAGCAGCACAGCCGAACCCAACAGCACUGAGCUGCUGUGGGCGGAGCUGACAGGAAGCCCCGCCCCCACCGAGGAGCAGGAGGAGGAGUUUGUGAACGUGCUGGUGCCAGAAUAUGAGGACUCUAAUGAGCCGGGGUCAGCGAUGGAUGUGACCUUUGAACCCAGUGUGAUGCCCAAGCCACUGCCGCCCAUCCUGCUGGAGCUGCGCUGGUUACCGCCGCGGCCGCCCACCGCUUACGACGGAUUCAACAUCUACAUCCACCGCGAUGGAAACUCCACCAAAACAGUCAGCGUUGAUGAGAACAUCACCAGUGACAUCAUCAGCAGCCUGACCCCCGGCGCUCAGUACAGAGUGAUGGCUUAUCACACGAACGGGCCGCUGGUUAGUCCCCCGUCCGAGCCGGUCAUCAUCGACAUCGAUGAGAUCGCCGCCACCGCGUCCGUCAUCGCCUCUGUGAGAGUGACGGAUCUGUUGCCGGCCUGGUUCUAUAACUUCCGCGUGACGAUGGUGACGUGGGGCGAUCCUCCGCUGAGCUGCUGCGAUGCUUCUACCGUCAGCUUCGUCACAGCUCCUGAAGCUCCUCACAUCUCGUCGGUGGAUUACGCUCACGGGACGCUGUUCGUGCGCUGGACUUACGGCGAUCUGUUCACCGAUCUCUCGCAUUCGCGGAUGCUACACUGGCAGCUGACGGCCGAAGGGAAGAAGGGCGCGAGGAGACACUACUCCAUCGACGUGACUCGCAACAUGAUGAAGGCAUCUCUGACUCUUCCUCCCGGAGACAUCUACAACCUGACCGUCUCCGCCUGCACCGAGAAGAGCCGCAACACGUCUGCGCCGCACAUCAUCAAACUCGAACCGGCUCCUCCGAAGUCUCUGUACGCACUAAACGCCACCGACACGGCCGUCACGCUGCUCUGGACGGAGGACGGCGUCGUGGACUUCUACCAGAUCAUCUGCAGACCGCUGCGAGUCAACAGAGAGAGCAAAAAGGUGCGAGAGCCGCUGCUGACCACCGCUCAUGUUGUGACCGUAUCCGGACUCCAGCCGUCCACUUCAUAUAACUGUACCGUGAUCAGCAGCAGCUACAGCAGCGUCAGUGACCCGGCGUACAUCACCGUCAGCACGACCGUGCGCGAGAUGAACCCGAGUGUGGCGGCGAUCUCGGCGCUGGCGGUUCUCAGCGUUCUGCUCAUCAUUCUGCUGGUGCUCUUCCUUCUGGUGCUGCGCAAGAAACACAUGGAGCUGAGCCGGGAGUGCGGCGCUGAGACCUUCGUGAAUUUCGCCUCUUUCGAGCGAGACGGGAAGCUGCCGUAUAACUGGCGCAGGAGUCUCUUUGCGUUCCUCACGCUUCUGCCAUCCUGCCUUUGGACUGACUAUCUUUUGGCCUUUUAUAUUAAUCCGUGGAGCAAAACGGCGCUGAAGAAGAGGAAACUAACCAGUCCCGUUCAGCUCAGUGAUUUCGAUGCUUACAUCAAAGACAUGAGCAAAGAUUCGGCGUACAAGUUCUCGCUGCAGUUCGAGGAGCUGAAGAGCAUCGGUCUGGAUCUGUCUCAUGAAGCGGCCGAUCUGCCCGUCAACAGACCCAAGAACCGCUACACCAACAUCCUGCCCUAUGAUUUCAGUCGAGUGAAGCUGAUCUCUCUGCACAACGAUGAAGGCUCUGAUUACAUCAAUGCAAACUUUAUUCCUGGUUAUAACUCUACGCACGAGUUCAUCGCCACGCAGGGGCCGCUGCCCGAGACCAGGAACGAUUUCUGGAAGAUGGUCCUGCAGCAGAAGUCUCACAUCGUCGUCAUGCUGACCCAGUGUAACGAGCGCAGGAGGGUGAAGUGUGACCACUACUGGCCGUUCACUGAGGAGCCCGUGGCGUACGGAGAGAUUACGGUCGAGAUGCUGUCGGAGACCGACUCGCCCGAGUGGACCGUCAGAAACUUCAGACUGGGAUACGCUGAUGAAACUCAAGACGUUCUGCACUUUAACUACACCUCGUGGCCGGAUCACGGCGUGCCGACAGUCAACGCCAUCGAGAGCAUCUUACAGUUCGUUCAGAUUGUACGGCAGCAGGUCAACAGGACCAAAGGGCCCAUCGUGGUCCACUGCAGUGCUGGAGUGGGCCGGACCGGCACCUUCAUCGCUCUGGACCGGCUGAUGCAGCACAUUCAGGAACACGAGUAUGUGGACGUCUUGGGACUGGUGUCAGACAUGCGCUCACACAGGCUCUCCAUGGUCCAAACCGAGGAGCAGUACGUGUUCAUCCAUCAGUGUGUCCUGCUUAUGUGGAAAAAGAAGAAGCAGCAGACGCACACGAGCGACGUCAUCUACGAGAAUGUCAGCAAGUCCUAAUGAAGUCCGACGCUCCUCAUAUCAGUGUUGACAGACGUGCUACAUCGACACCAAAACCCAACCGAGCGGCGGCCGCGGAGGACAACCCUUCACUCAUUUACUCCCAUACAAGCUCUUAUUUAGCGGACGAACGACGGAACCAAUCCGAUGCCUUAAACGAGCUGCCGCGUUCUCCCGUCUCCGCAGAUUCCGUCCGCAUCUCGUCUGUAGUGUGUGAAUCUCAGGAUCAUCUGGAUGCGUGUAAAGUGUGUCUCGUGAGUUUAUAUCGCACUCUGUCUGUACUAGUGUUAGUUUCUACGUCUCCGGAGGAGAAUGAAGAACCGGAUCCUCCUGUUGGCAUGCACAUGUAAACACGGUUCGAACCUGACGGCCUUUGAUCACUGCCGCACACAGACCAUCUGCUUUGGGUAUAAAGGACAGAUGCAGACGAUCAUACGUGUUGCUGUGUGUAGAGAGGCUGCGCUUCUGUGAUUUCUGCUAAAGCUGGGCUUCAUCUGCAAGCGUCUGGAUGUUCACUGGAGCGGCGUUUGCACAGUUCGGACCGAAUCGCUCGCUGCUGCUGAAUCUGACGCUGACUCUGUUGUGUUCGCUGAACGAUGCAUGCUGCAAACUUGCAGACGCGAGAUUAGUCUCAUCUUUAGGUUUAGACUCCAGCUCAAGAGUGUUCUGUUCCGUCAGACACACCAGUGAGUUCACAAACGUCUUUACAGAUGCAGAGAUGUAAUAUCAACUAAGUGUCGAGCUGUAAAUACUGAAACUAAAGCAACUCUGUAUCGUGUUGGAUGAACUGAUCGAAACUCUCUCUCCAGAACGGGCUUCACUUGAUGGGUUUUCUUUCGUUUGUGUCAGAACUCGUUUGUCUUUUGGUGCCAUUCUUGUGUAUCGUGUGACUUCAAGUAGCCGAGCAAUCCACAGUCGCCACCACGAGUUUAAUGCGUGUUCAUUUGGGAAAAAAUAAACGUUUGAGUACGUAUUCUUAUGAGCUGGAAAUGAGUCGUUUUGUGUGAAGAAUAAAAGACGUCUGUAGACCUCAGUCCACAUGAGCUUCAAGCAGACUGCUGUUCCUCUUCUUGCGUGUAUGCUGUGUGUAUCUUUUG
Messenger RNA from Sinocyclocheilus rhinocerous, 4620 nucleotides. Its product is annotated as receptor-type tyrosine-protein phosphatase O-like. NCBI's taxonomy places the organism in Eukaryota, Metazoa, Chordata, Actinopteri, Cypriniformes, Cyprinidae. Gene Ontology annotation, cellular component: GABA-ergic synapse; plasma membrane; glutamatergic synapse. The record is from RefSeq and is a predicted model, not a curated record. The coding region runs from base 347 to 3523 and encodes 1058 amino acids. The transcript has 26 exons. Gene Ontology annotation, biological process: negative regulation of canonical Wnt signaling pathway; regulation of glomerular filtration; peptidyl-tyrosine dephosphorylation involved in inactivation of protein kinase activity. Gene Ontology annotation, molecular function: cadherin binding; protein tyrosine phosphatase activity; Wnt-protein binding.